Helicoverpa armigera (cotton bollworm) is the source of this 2067-nucleotide messenger RNA. It is a transcript of the gene P37k, whose product is annotated as trypsin-1. Gene Ontology annotation, molecular function: serine-type endopeptidase activity. The transcript is spliced from 7 exons. NCBI's taxonomy places the organism in Eukaryota, Metazoa, Arthropoda, Insecta, Lepidoptera, Noctuidae. Gene Ontology annotation, biological process: proteolysis. Bases 214 to 1245 code for a protein of 343 amino acids. The record is from RefSeq and is a predicted model, not a curated record.
CGGCAGGACUAAGUGGAGCGUAGUGGAGAAAGUGUUGGGGCCUGGGCUCCACCGGCGUCUGUACCUGUAGUGUGUUCUGCGCAGGCGCGUCGUGAGCCGCACUGGCCACCUCCUUACUCCUCUAGUGAGUUCCGAUUUCAUUUUUAACCUUGAUUUUUUUUAUUCGGUAGUGCUGUGCCAGUGUUGUGAUUGAAGCGAUUAUAACUACAUACGAUGAAUUGGUCGAUCCUUCUGGUGUGCCUGGUCGGCGUGACGAGCUGUCGAGCUGCGAGCCUGGAGCCACAGGAGAAGGAAAAGGGUUUCCUCGACUGGGUCAGCAAUCUGCUGGGCGGCACCAGUACCACUGCCAGUCCUGUGAUAGCACAUGAUCCUCCUGCCAAUUGCCCUGCUUGUCAAUGCGGUAUAGCGCGGACGAAGCGCCGGAUAGUCGGUGGCUAUGAGACCAAAGAGCGCGAGUAUCCCUGGAUGGCGAUGCUCAUGUACAACGGUCGUUUCUUCUGUGGGGCGUCCCUCAUCAAUGACCUUUAUAUCCUCACUGCUGCGCAUUGUACUGGCUACCGCAAGGAGCGUCUCACAGUGCGUUUGCUGGAACAUGACACGACCAACCGUAAUGAGACGAAGACCAUUGACAGGAAGGUCUCGGCGGUGAUACGUCACCAGCGGUACAACCCUGGCACUUAUGACAACGAUAUAGCUCUCAUGAGGCUUGAUGAAAGGUUGGACUUAAGCACCGCAAUCAAGCGAGUGCGCAGAGAUGGAGAAGCCACGACCGAAGCCAGUUCCAGCAGCACCACUGAAGAAACCUCCACUGCGGCCCCAGAAGUUGAUGACGUCAGAGUGCGGCCUGUGUGCCUGCCCACCCCUGGACUGUCUUAUACCCGCCAGUGCGGUGUCGUCAUUGGUUGGGGGGUUACUGAUGAAGGAGGCUCCAUUUCUAAUACUUUGCAAGAGGUGAAAGUGCCAAUAGUAUCAAACGCUGAAUGCAAGGACCGGUCAUACGGCAGAAGAGUGACUGACAACAUGAUGUGUGCUGGCGAGCCUGAUGGCGGCCGUGACGCCUGUCAGGGUGACUCCGGCGGACCGCUACAUGUGUUCAACGAGACCACUGAGAAGUAUCAGGAAGUCGGUGUGGUGUCUUGGGGCGAAGGUUGUGCGAGACCAGACAAAUAUGGAGUGUACUCCAGGGUGAACCGAUACCUAACAUGGAUCAAGAGCAAUACGGCCGACGCUUGCUACUGCGACUGAACACGAAAACUUUACUUCUGAAAGUGACGCGACAAAGUUAUGAAUAAAAUUCUAAGGAUUACCUAUGAAUUGGACGUUUCGUGUAGCUACCGCAGCGCUGUUGGCACUCCGCAACCACUCUACAAGUCACACGGUUGCCGCAACGCACAUUUGGUAUCAAAACCAGUGAGCAUCCGUUUGCAGGAAGGCGAACGCAACGUGGCCUCAUCGCAGAUGUCCGACACGAUACUUCCAAUUCAAAAUGUUCAAGUUUUCAAAAUUUAAAUGCCAUAUUGGCGUAUCGGACCAUGACAAAAUGUUCUAUAAUACGAUCCCUAUCACCACUACUUAAUCUUCAGAUCGACGAUAAGCUUGACAACACGCGGGUCAAUCAUGAGUCACAUACGACUUUUCACAAGUUUCCUAAUUAUUUUUCUUUGUUGCAUCAUCGAGUAUUGCUCCACAUGCUAGGACUAUUACGAGACAUUCACAUAUUUCUGCGUUACCGAAUCAUGAAUAACGAAAAUUGUAUAAGGUUCAUAAUAGGUACUUUGUAUAACAAGCCAUAAUCCACAAUAUGCAUUUACUGUAGGUACCUAGACAUUCUUAAAAAAAACUAAAAAAGGAUGUUCUACAAGUUUAUUUUUCUUCAUGUCCAUUUAAGAUGUAAAUUUUUAUAAGAUUUUCUCAAAGCAGAAUGAAUUGCUAUGAAGCCAAUUCCAGGGAUUUUCAAAGCAUUGCUUAUAUUUUGUAACUUUGUCACCUGACUUUCCUUUAUGUAUUAAAUAAGCACUCUGAAUUUACAAUUAAUUAGUAUUUAUUUAAUAAACUAUGUGGAAAUCA